CAGUGCCCGAUUUGUGGGAAAACUUUUCCCGUGAGUCUUCUGAAUUCGCAUGCAAAUGCGUGUUUGGGUGACAGUGACGAGACGCCGCCAUCCACUGAUUCGUUGGAUAUAGCUGUCAUGUCUGUUAGUCAGGCAGUCAGUCUGUCAAACAAGCGGAAAUCUGAUGACAAAUUGGCGUGGGGUAAAAUCUUUUCCCAAGCUAAACGAAGUAAACUGGAUGCCACGAUCUCUCGACCACAGACAUUUUGCAGUUCUUCAGGUUGUGAGUCGACAUCAGAGACAGUCAUAGGAAAAUCAUCACCCGCAGAAAAACUUUCAUAUCCCAUUUCACCUGAAAACAUGGCGUUUGUAAAGAAAACUGAUCGCAAUAAUGACACAGAUAGUGGAAGUUCCGGAAUCAGAAGCGUCAAAAUGCAGUUCGCUCCCCUUCCUGAGAGAAUGCGACCUGUAACACUUGAGGAAUAUGUGGGCCAAGAACAGGCUGUUGGAAAGCGGAGCUUACUUCGGUCUAUACUUAAAACAGCAUCUAUACCUUCAUUGAUGUUCUGGGGUCCCCCUGGCUGUGGAAAGACGACUCUAGCAAAGAUUAUUGCCAAUCACUGCAAGCAGCAUUCCAAUACCAAAUUUGUACAGCUGUCAGCAGCGUCAGUCGGCGUGGCUGAUGUCAGGAACACCAUCAAAACUGCUAAAACUGAUCAGACAAUGUUCAAGCGAAAAACAAUUUUGUUUUUGGAUGAAAUCCACAGGUUUAAUAAAUUGCAACAGGAUGCGCUGUUGCCCCAUGUGGAAGAUGGCACAAUAACACUGAUUGGGGCCACCACAGAAAACCCUUCCUUUUAUGUCAACUCUGCUCUGCUAAGUCGAAGUCGAGUGAUUGUGUUGGAAAAGUUGUCCAGUGAAAGUUUGGAGCGUAUCCUGCUUCGUGCAGUAGAGAGACUGGAUGUAAUGAUCAAGGAUACGGGGACAGCUGAUCAGGAGAGUAACAGCUCUUCAUUGUGGAUUGAGAAGGAAGCUAUCACUGCUCUGGCUAAGCUCUGUGACGGAGAUGCAAGAGCAGCUUUGAACAGUCUAGAUUUGGCAGUUCAGUCAUGUAUAGGGGGCACUUCGCAGGUGAAAGGUCAGAGUACUGCCAAGGUGUCUGGAGGGUCGGGAAGAGAGGUGAUCACUGUGGAGCAGAUUAAAGAAAGUUUACAGAGAUCACAUAUACUGUAUGACAAGACUGGUGAGGAGCACUACAAUUGCAUGUCAGCCUUGCAAAAGUCCAUCAGAGGGUCGGAUGCUAACGCCGCCCUCUACUGGACAGCAAGGAUGCUAGAAGGGGGAGAGAACCCACUGGUUGUGGCUAGAAGGCUUGUGAGAACUGCCAGUGAGGAUGUGGGGUUAGCCGACUCUCAGGCUUUACCCCUGGCUGUGUCAGCAUUUCAAGCCUGUCAUUUCAUCGGAAUGCCAGAAUGUGAUGUAAUAUUAGCCCAAUGUGCUGCUUACCUAGCCAGAGCCCCUAAGUCUGUAGAAGUUUACCUGGCCUAUGACAGGGCUAAGAACUGCGUGCGUAACCACCAGGGCCCCAUGCCUGGGGUACCUCUACACCUGAGGAAUGCCUCAACAAAACUCAUGAAGGACCUGGGGUAUGGUAAAGGGUACAAAGGAAAACCUGACCAGGAUGGUUCAUAUGAACAGGAAUAUUUCCCUGAAGGCUUGGAAGGCACAGACUUCUUCAGCUGCCACUGAUGUGCCUACUGCCCUGGAGGCUUGGAUGACACACACGUCUUCAGCUGCCACUGAUGUGCCUACUGCCCUGGAGGCUUGGAUGACACACACGUCUUUAGCUGCCACUGAUGUGCCUACUGCCCUGGAGGCUUGGAUGACACACACGUCUUCAGCUGCCACUGAUGUGCCUACUGCCCUGGAGGCUUGGAUGACACACACGUCUUCAGCUGCCACUGAUGUGCCUACUGCCCUGGAGGCUUGGAUGACACACACGUCUUCAGCUGCCACUGAUGUGCCUACUGCCCUGGAGGCUUGGAUGACACACACGUCUUCAGCUGCCUCAGAUGGUUCAUCGAGCCAUGGAAGGCACAGACGAAAAUGACGUCAUAUAAGACAGUAAGACAUUACAGUAGACACUGAUACAUUGUAAUAUUGAGCUUAUUAAUUAUUAAAUAAUAAUUGCUCAAUAAUUAAAUAAUUCAUUAUUAAGCUAUUAAUUCCCGAGGCUUAGUUACAAGCGAAAUCUUCUAUUGAAGUAUAUGCCGUCUUCCCAUUCCACUAAACCACUGGCAAGUUGAUUUGCUUGAAAAUCUUAAGACUGGUGUGGUACUUCUACCUUUGGUUGUCUAACUAGGACAUGGUAUCAUAGGCAUAUCCUGUCAACUGCGUAAGUCUAACCCAGAGCAUCAAAAGAAAUGAAUGAAGAUAAUAACUGUUUUAGGUUCAUGAAAAUAAAGAGGGUACAAGUGAUACUUGUUGAUACCUUAUUUGUACAUUGGUAUUAAAAAAAUACUGAACCCAGUUUGCAUUUAAUCUCAUUUAUCCAUUUAUUUCUGUAUACCCUAUUUCUUCUAAUAUUUAGGACGGAUAUUACUAGUGUUGAAAGCAGAAUAGUAUAUUUCUGUAC
Molecule: messenger RNA, 2614 nt
Organism: Liolophura sinensis
Lineage: Eukaryota; Metazoa; Mollusca; Polyplacophora; Chitonida; Chitonidae
Product: ATPase WRNIP1-like
Exons: 8
Coding region: 118-1728 (536 amino acids)
Biological process (GO): DNA-templated DNA replication; DNA synthesis involved in DNA repair
Cellular component (GO): nucleus
Molecular function (GO): ATP hydrolysis activity; single-stranded DNA helicase activity; ATP binding
Source: RefSeq, a predicted model, not a curated record